GUGUAAUCGUGUACCACGGACAGGGAGGAAGCGUUUAUCAAUAGUAAACUGCGCAUGCGCAAAAACUUGCCUUGAAGGGGCAUCCUGUUUCCUAUGGCAACACACAUGUCCUAUUGCUAUGCACUGCCAAUCGAUCGAUAAGGUAGUGUUGAUAGAAUUUAAAAGAUGAAAUGGCUUGAUUUUUUUUCGUGUUUUUCCUUAUUGUUUCACUGAAGUUGUAUUUAAACUUAAUACAAAAUGGAAGAUUGGAAUCAAGGUGGAAAUUUUAUAAACAAACCAAUCCGUGGAUGGUUGCAUCCAGAUCAAAAAAUAGCUGACAGCGGAAUUGCUUAUGGUGUCAGAUAUAUAGGAUGCCUGGAAGUCAAUACUUCUAUGAAGAGCUUAGAUUUUGAUACAAGAUCUCUCAUAGCAAAAGAAUGCAUUACAAAAUUGUGUGAAAUAGCUGGCUUAAAAACUCCUGAUAAAAAAAGAAAAAUCGAUAAAAGAAUAGUAAAAAUGCUUGCUGAAAAACCAAAUAUGGAUCAUGCUGGUGCUAAUGUUAGUCUAACUAUAACUAGUUCUUAUUUGAAUCUUGUAUCUAUGGAAACUGGAGAUGUGAUAGCCUAUCAUGAGAUGCCAAAAAUAUCAUUUGCCUCUGGCGGUGAUGCUGAUACAAUGGAUUUUGUUUCUUAUGUUGCCAAAGACCAACGCUAUGGUCGUGCAUGUUUUGUUCUUGAAUGCGGUGGUGGACUUGCCCAAGAUGUCAUUACUACUAUAGGACAAGCAUUUGAACUGCGCUAUAAACAAUUUUUAAAGAAAACUCCUGCCACCAGGAAUGAAACUGAAUUACAUCAAGCUUCUCAUCUAAAUGGAAAUUUGAUAGCACCGAGGGAAGAUCCUGAAUAUUAUAAUGAUCUUCCUGGUAAAGUUCCUCCGGAUGUAAUAGCCAAUGCUGCAUUUUUGGAUAAUGAAUCUGUCAAAAGUGGUAGUGAGCCUAGCCCAACAAGAAAAGAAGCGAAUGCAAAUUUUCAACCAUACCCUGUUCCAUAUGCUACCACGCCUAUACAAAAAGAAUUUCCUGAUAGUCUAAUUGAUCUUACAACCAAUACAAAUUAUGUUUCAGUUUAUAGGCGCCCUGGACCAGAAUAUGUUAACACUACAGCUGUUAUUUCAAAUGAAAGAGGCACUGAUGUUAGCACUAAGACUAAGGCUGUAAAUCACGAUAUUUUUGACAUGCAACCUUUUAGUGCUAGCUUAAGUGCUAUUCAAAAUGAGCCACCAUCCAUUGAUUCAUUACUGGGAUUGUCUACUUCUGAAGCAGCAGCAAUUGCUAGUCCUCUUCCAUUAAAUAAGCCACUUGCUAAAAUAGAUGCUGAGAAGACUCUAUUACUCGAAGAGCCCUGGUUUCACGGUCCAAUUAGCAGGCAAGAAAGUGAAGCUCUUGUCGUGAAAGAUGGUGACUUUUUGGUUCGAGAAUCUCAAACCACCCCUGGUCAGUAUGUGUUAACAGGAAUGCAAAAACUACAAAGAAAGCAUUUAUUACUUGUUGAUCCAGAAGGAGUAAUAAGGACUAAAGACCAUAUAUUUGAUAGUAUUAGUCACCUAAUAAAGCACCAUAGAGACAAUUGCUUGCCAAUCAUAUCCGCAGAAAGUGCCUUACUUUUAAGAACACCUGUGUGCAGACAGCGACCAAUAUCUAAAGCAGUCCAUGUAUAGUUUUUUUUUGUGUACAGAUUUUAUUUUAUCACAUUUUACAAUUGAGAGAUUUGAGAUCAAUCUAAAUUUUGCAUUUGAUCAGAUCACAUAUUUUUCAACUUUAGAUAUUUAACUUAAUCCCAUUUAAUGGUUACUUUUUUUAAAAAACCAGUUUGGGUUAUUUGAAACAAGGUAUUUUUAAAUUUCACAUCGUAUUUUUUUAAGCAACCCUUCGAAGCCAAAUUUUAAACAUAACUGAAAAAUUACAUAUUUCGUAUAAAUAAAAAAAAAAAUGGUUUUAUAAAAUUAUUAAGUCAAAAAGCCUAUUUACAAGUUUGUGAAUUGUUAACUUCAAAACAUAGUUUAUUAUUUAAUAGAUUAAAUCUAAAAGUUUAAUUUUAUGUGUAAAUGCUGUAAUUAUUUGUUAGCUUUUAAGAUUCUUAAAUGAUAUUUGCCUUAUCCUUGAUUUCCUAUACAUAUUUUUUAAUGUCCUGUAUAAAAAUAUAAUUUUUUCAUUUAAAAAUAAGAAACUUAUUUGUAAAUUGUUUUUAAAAAAUCUAGUUGUUCCCUUAAACUUUCCUUUUUCUUUUUAAAGUAACAAAUGAAUUUACUAAACUCUUAGUUAGGAUUUAUUUAUUGCACAUGUACAUAUUUGUUUGAAUCUGAGAACUUCUUUUAAAUUUGGUAUAGUUUUUUUAAAAUGUCUUCCAAGAUUCCUUAUUAGUCACUUUUUUGUUCACUGGGAUACUUGCUUUUUUACACUUUUUUUUUUACAUGAAUAGUUUGAACGUGAUUUGUUAAGGUCUUUGUUAUUUUAAGCAUUGUUUGUAUAGCAGUUAAUAUCAUUGUAAUUUUUGUAAAAUAAAUAUUUUAAAUUGUUAA
Messenger RNA from Parasteatoda tepidariorum (common house spider), 2556 nucleotides. Its product is annotated as SHC-transforming protein 1. Gene Ontology annotation, biological process: intracellular signal transduction; cell surface receptor protein tyrosine kinase signaling pathway. Lineage: Eukaryota; Metazoa; Arthropoda; Arachnida; Araneae; Theridiidae. The record is from RefSeq and is a predicted model, not a curated record. Gene Ontology annotation, molecular function: receptor tyrosine kinase binding. Gene Ontology annotation, cellular component: plasma membrane.